AUGGAACAAGAUUCGAGAUCCUCCGAGUCGCGAGAACGUGCUGUCUCUUCCGAGCCUAGUUCAACCCGACCCAAUCCUUUCGACGACGGCGAUCUCGCUGCCCGUAAACGCCGGCGUACUUCUCUGACGGGCUCUCGUAGUAGAUCUGUUGAGACAUUGACAUCUCAAGACGAACGGCGUGGAGCCUCCGACUCCAUGAUGAAGCUGGACGCGCCAGAUCCCGAGCCCGCUCCGCCGAGCACCCCUCCUCAAUCUGAACCCACCAUCGCAGAGCCUCAUUCGAGCAAGGUCACGAUCAACCUGCGGAAUUUCGAUAGCCUUGAGCCUACACCCACGUCGCCCCCUUCUCCCACUCCGGCUCGCUCACAGGACGAUGAUAUCAAGGUCAGCGUCGAGGAGUCGGAAGUUGAGAUGGUUCAGGCUACCCCUCCCCAGGUGAUUCUGUCAUCUUCACCUUCGAGUGCGCCCAGCCCUGAAGUUCCGGUCAUAUCUAUUGAUGAUGACGAUGAGGAAGAGCUGGACCUUGGAGCUGGCCACCCUGCCAUUUCCAUGAUUGGAGGGGCUAGCAGCAUCGACUUGAACAGCAUCAUGCAGGACUUUCCGUACCACGCUGCAGAGGAAACAUAUUACGAUACUGUCGUACGCCUCGUGCAGUACUUCCAGCAACAACCCACAAGUCUUGACGAUGUCCUUGCUCAAAUGACGGCAUGGUUCGACAAAUACCUGUUCUGUGCCUGCGAGCCCGACAUGUGCAAGGCCGCCGUCGAGUCCGUCUUCGAGAAUAGGUCAUUCUGGCUGUCGAUGCCCGAGAUAUUCUGGCACGUAUAUCUUCGCAGAAAUACGCUCGCUAAGGCUAGAGAUACCCGCGACCUUGCUGGUCAGUUGUUCGCGCAGCUUGCCAGGCUCUCAGCUCACUUUGUCGUCCUUGACAUACUUGCACUCCAGCGCGUACUCGUAGACGAGGAUUUUAAAGAGCUGUAUCUCAUGUCCCCCACAUUUCUUAUUUGUCUCGGCAACGUUACGCGAAAGGAAGAGAGCGAGCUAUACAAUGGCUAUGCUGUGGAGACGGUCCCCGAAGUCACGGAAUUGCUUCACAUUUUCCAGAAGUUCCCAGGCGGAUCCAUGUCCAAGCUCUACCAACUGGCCGAGUUGCAGACUAGUCUCCUGAGUCGAUUCCCCAGAGCCACGAUGGAUAACCUCAUGGGCAUUUGCAAUAUCGCAGAUGGCAUUAUCCGGGAUAGCUUCCAGCGCUUGAGCUCGUCCCCGGGGUUAUCCCAUUCUUUGGAUGAUCGUUCCAGAAAGAACUUGGUAUGGGGCUUCAGACUUUUCAAGACGGCCUCGAGUGCCGUGGCCACCAUAAUGGACAAGUCCGUAAACCAUCUAUCAGGAGAUUCGGCGCAUGCCCUCAUCCGCUUCUUGACGCCCAUCUUCCUUUACAGCCUACAAGGAGAUCACGAGGAAGCGGCUAAGCUUGUUCAAGAGCAUCGGGCCAACCAUCCAGAGGCCCCUCACAGCUGCACAUACGAUGCAAUUUCGAAUGAAUGGCGGUUUGGGGUGUUGAGCAACCUGAUUCGAUCGCGCCAGAUGCAGCUCCGGGUCGUCGCUGUUGGCUGCAUGUCUAAUGAUCUUGUAGGCCUGUGGAAACGAUGCAGCAACGCUGGUGAGGAUAGUGCCCAAUCAGAAUACCUGCGCUACUUUGCGAUAUUCUUGACCAACACCGGACUUGUGGACUAUAUUCUUGGGCCCACCUGCCAUCCUGAGAUUACUCAAGAAAGUUCUAACAUCAUCGGCUUCCUGAUGGUCACCAAGACUUACGCGCCUGCGCAAACUGAUCUUUUCUGGCAAACAGUAACUUCGACGCAGGAUCCGAGAAUCGCCGAGGCUCUUACCCGCAUGCUGGCAAAGAUCCUUCACUUGAUGUACCCGGACAGCUUGGCCUACUUGUGCGAGAAGCUGCAUAGCCUGCCCAUUGAAGCCUUCACUCCGCAAAUGAGGGAGUUGUUUGAUCAACUCGUCAAGGCCCUACAUUCACGAAUGGCCCUUAGCGGCCCAGCACAUGAGUUUACCCCAUAUAGACUCUGUCUUCGGUUACUUCGAGAGUCCUCGGUCUACGGACAACAGGGCUUGAUAGCUCACCCCGACGUUCAUCAGUUUGCUAUGGCGAAGAUUAAGGAACUUCUUCAACUACCCGGCGGCAUGAGUGCGGAGAUUCGCUCAGACCUUCUCCGAAGCUGCAUAAGCGACAUCGAAGCCAAAACGACCACAACAUCGGGCAGUCUAUCCGGGUUGUACAUGAUGAUUCGUCAAUCGCUGGUGCGAGACCUCACCUCGCUGGUUACAGAAUUCGAUUUCGCCCGGCUACUGGUUGACGAGCUCGAGUCCACCAUAGCGAUUGCGCGGGGAGUCGGGUUUGUGCCUGUAUUUGCAGCCCAGAUCGGAAACGCGCGCCGUGAAUUAUUAGUCAACACCAUUGUCAACCAUGGUUCCACCAUCAACUCCGACCAAGGGAAAAGGCUCUGGGAUCUUCUUGUGGGUAACGGAGCUGCAUGCCAAGACGACAGAAAGAUGGCCUGGCAAGUUUUGAAUACAGCAGUCAAACGGUCAGACUGUGAGAAUGCGUUUCUACGCGCCUGCCUCCAGGAGUAUCUUCUAGACCUACCACCUCGGUGCUAUUGCGAGGGCGCCCUGGAGUUUGUCCGUGCAGAACUCCUGCCACUUGCAAAUGACACAAACGGCAUCUUAUUUGAAGACGGCAGUGCCGAAGCAAGAGUCAUAGAGCUUCUUUGGCAAAUGAUUCUGCGAGCCCCCGCCCAGACUAUCGAAUCCCAAGCGAUACAUACGUUGGUAAACGAUGUCUACGUGGACAGCAAGUCGAUUAUGUCAUUUCCACUGCAUCGUGCACGAAAGGUACACUUUAGCGUCGUAAAUCGAUGCUUGCAGCAGUUAGAAGCGGCGGCUCAGAAGUUGAAAGCCUACGGCGAUGAUAUAAGCAGCAGGGAUGAUGACUCGAUGGUUAUUGUCCCAUCUGAAGAGCAGCAGAGAGAACAAGAACUGAAGUUCACCAGAUCUCUUGCCGUCUUACGAGCGUUCCUACGAACCCUGCAAGGCAAGGCUCACUUUGCGGCUCCCGACCUGAGAUCUCUGAUGCUGCAGUCACCCGGGCCAGUGGAAGGCGAAUCGGCCGAACUCAAAUAUCAGUCCUUCGAUGGCGACAGCCAGACUGAAGUGAAGCCGCUGACCAUUGGCCGAAGGAACACGGCCGCCGCAUUGCUAGCGAGCCUCAGAGAGGCAACCGGAUUUGACAAUUACAGGAUAUUCUACCGUGGGGUUGCGCUUACGCCGUCCGAGGACCAAAUUUGCAAGUCUUUAGAAGAUCUGGAUAUCCACGAUGGCUUAAUCUUGGUCAAAAGAGAGAUGGUGUCAUCCCCAGUUAAGGUCAAACCGGGUGCAUCUUCGCUCGAAAUCGAGAUAUUGAGCCAUUUCAAAGAUUUGUGGGAAUAUCUGAGCAUGGAUGAAAAGCUGGCCAGAGAGAUCUACCACUUUCUCGUGAAACUUCCCGCGGACCAAUCCAUUCUAGAAGCCUUUGAGGCCAGUUCAACUUCGUAUCGAGACAUUUUCCCAUUGGGUCAGCCGUUCAAGUCACUCUACGCUAUCCACGCCCUGCGUGAAUACCUGAGCACCCGACGCCUCAAGACUCAAGUCAUGCAGGUCAGCAUUCAGGACGCCGAGAGCCAGUACAAGACUGCGCUCGAUCAGGAGGAUGCAACCCUGAAGGCUAUGUCUCUCCUCGUUGCCGCACUUUGCGACUCUGAAGUCGUUGACAGAUGCUCCCAUGAAACCUUGCAGGUCUUGCUCUGUGACCACCUCGUGGAUAACUUUGUGCAGCUGCUCAAGGAAAAUGCGAACAGCAACCCCUCUGUUGUCCCGUUUCUCACUGCAAAAUUGCACGAGCGACUUCUAGCAAUACUUGGAAUCGGAGUAGCCGCGCAAACGUCGCCGCAAAGCCUCGAACUUAUUAGUCUUUCAUUUGAAGCAAUGCUGGAAUGCUGUACCAGGAGCCUUGACUUUUGGAAUGUAUUUCGGCAAACCCCGACCGUGAAGGCUGUAGUACAGCGUCUUCUGCUCACUGACGACAGAUCGUUUGUUAGAAAAGCGGUCGCCAAACUGAUGAGCAGCAAAUGCUUUUACAAUCAUGGCCCUUCAGUAGUUCUCGCGGUUGAUUUUGCUGAGCUCUUCUGGUCCAUGAUCUCCGAGAUUAUUCCACGUGCAGCGGCAGAGUCGAGCAAGUGUGAGGAAGUCUUCAACAUGUCCUACUUGCUAAUGAAGCACCUGGCCGAGGCAAAUUCGCCGGCUCUUGAUCUGCCAAUGUGUCUCUCGCAAUAUGGGGAGCUCCUGCUCUCACACACGACCGUGGAAGAUAUAUCUCGUUCGGAUCGAAUCGAUGUCAUCUCCCACGGCCUCAUCUCGAUGUUACACCACGGCAUCAAGGUAUCUUGUGCACGGAACGAGCCACUUCGAUUUCCCCAAGGCUUUGCGCACAAACUAUUUUUCAAGCAUCUCUUUGCAGGCAAUAGUGACAAUGGACCACUCAUACCGCAAAUUCUAUUGAAUUCUCACGCCCGAAACAUGCUGUGCGAGACCAUUCUUGUUCUGGCUAAAACCACCCGCCGACAAUACAUCGAACUGCUGCAAGACGUAGAGAGCUUGACCACCCCGACGCGAGACCACCCUUACAAGUAUGAACUGCCGCAACAAUUCGACCGGACCAAAGUCGUCCGCUCACCCUGUGGUUAUUCUGGCUUGCGGAACCUCUCCAACACCUGCUACCUCAACUCUCUGUUCACACAACUCUUCAUGAAUGUUGGCUUCCGACGGUUCAUAUUGGAUACGCCAUGUCCGAAUCCAGACACACACCAGCUGCUUUAUGAGACUCGAAACCUUUUUGCAACACUCCAGGAUAGUGUCCGCAAAUUUGUGGAUCCCCAGAUGUGUGUCGCGCAGAUUAUGACCUACGAUGAAACGCCCAUCGAUAUUCACAAUCAGAUGGAUGUCGACGAGUUCUACAAUUUACUCUUUGACCGGUGGGAGGCCCAGAUGCCCACAGAUAUUGCCAAGAAGGCCUUGCGAUCUAUUUUUGGUGGUCAGCUGGUUCAACAGGUGAAGUCAAAUGAGUGUGAGCACAUCUCUGAGCGUAUGGAGCCCUUCUCCGCGAUUCAGUGCGACAUUAAAGGCAAAGCUAGCCUGGAGGAAAGUCUCCAGGCAUACGUCGAUGGGGAAAUCAUGGAAGGAGAUAACAAGUACAAGUGCGAAAGUUGUGAUCGACAUGUUGAUGCCGUCAAAAGAGCUUGCCUCAAAGACGUUCCGGACAAUCUUAUCUUUCACCUGAAGAGAUUUGAUUUCAACCUUCGGACCCUCCAACGAAACAAGAUCAACGACUACUUCCGCUUCCCAAACCAAAUUGACAUGCAACCGUACACUGUGGAGCAUCUAAGCGAUCCUUCGGGCACAGCUGAGCCCGACGUCUUUGAACUUGUCGGUGUUCUUGUCCACUCAGGAAACGCCGAGUCGGGCCACUACUACUCUUUUAUUCGAGAACGCCCCAGCACCAGCGCUGCAGAAACAUGGGUCGAGUUCAACGACGACGUGGUCAACUCUUGGGACCCUGCCCAUAUUGAGAGUGCUUGUUUCGGCGGGCCUGACUACCGCCAGUUUGACAAUUCGGGCGUGUAUGAGAAGGUCUACAGUGCAUACAUGCUGUUCUACCAAAGGUCAUCGUGUUUGGAGAACGAGCAAGAAAUGCUGAACUCAUCUGGCAGGCCGAGUCCUCUUCGAUUCAACCUCCCAUCGGAUCUACAGUACCAGGUGAAAUCUGACAACUGGGCUCUUGUUCAACGACAUGUUCUGUAUGACCCUAUUCAUAUUCCGUUUGUAUAUAAGGUUGUUUCCCAAGCCUGGGACAGCGAGCAGUGUUCGGAAAACCACCAGGUAGAGAACCUGGCCUUACAAGCGGCACUUGGUCAUCUCGAUCAAGUUGCUUCACGAUCCAAGGACACUCCAGAUUUCGAAGGGCUCUACAGACUGCUCGUCCGAGUUUGCCGGCGGUGCCCGCGAUGCUGCUUCACCCUGACGGAUUAUUUCACGACGCAUGAAGAACCACUACGUAUGCUACUGCAGAAGAACGCCGACGGAGUAAUCCGUCAAGAGAUGGGCAACAUGCUCAUUUUUGCGUUGAAGAACAUUAGGACGCACUAUCCAGAAGACUAUGGUGUUCCUGAUCCCGAUGAUGAUGCUAGUCACGACUUCAAAUUUCGGGAGCGGUGCCCUCUGACGAACAUGGCAAUUCUUUUUACGUUGCUCUGGGACACAUUCCAUACCAGUCUUCGCGCGUGGGGUGAGUACUUUGGUACGAUGACCGACUUUGCUCAGCUCGGGAGACCUGAAGCUGUCGCCCUGUUGGACCAAGACUUCCUCUACAAGACUAUCAUGGUUAUCGCUGCGGACCCAACAUUCGACCUUGAGCCUCAAUAUGCGCGCAUGCAUACAACUAUAUCAAGGCGCAUGGCUACAAGGCCCCCGAACUACGAGAAUGUGAUCGCCUUGAUAGAUACUCUCAUGGAUGUAAUGGAUCCUAAGCUGCACUUUGCCGAAUUUUCCGAUCUACGGUUGCCGCUGGCUCUUCAAGACGAGCCGGUGCCCUACAAUGCUGCAGAGGUUAAUCUUAUCCACCGAGAAUGGAAUCGAAACGCGCAAGGUAGUGUCUUCGUGGAAAAGCUGAUCCAAAUCAAUCAGAACCACGUAUCAACUGACGCGAUUCUUACUCGACUAAUGGAUUUCAGCCCCCAAAUGGACCAACGCAUUUUCCUGACGUUGCGGUUGGGCAUCACGGGAGGUCUCGUCACUCAUGCAAUCGGACCCUAUCUGCGCGCCGCUGCACACUACGUGCAUCACAGCAGUAACGCAGAACACGUCGAGCGUCUCAUCAAGCACGUGUGCAAACAAUGCAAGAACAUCCAGGGUCCAGAUGGGGCGGACUUCUUCGAGUUCAUCAAAGACACUUUCAGCUCUUCCCGACGGAUACAGGAGGACUUUGAAAAGGUGGAGAUAGAGAGCCUGGACCUCCUGCCCUCAUGGGCCCCGGGUCUUCUCGGAUACAUCGACCACGCUGUCAGUUAUGACGUGACACUGUUCUUGCGGCAACAGCUCUUCAGGGAGGGAGCCGUACCUGGCUCGGAAGAGGACGAACCGAGCCAAGAAAAGUGCCAGGCGAUCAACAACGCAGCAAGACGGCUUGCAAUCGAGUGUCUGUUGUAUCUGCAAGACACAUACGUCCGCCGCGGGGUGCAAGCACCGAAGGACACGGUGCUCCCUCUCACCCAGGUAAUCAAGAUGUGCGGCAACUUCUUCAAUACCGACGAGGGCAGAGAUGAUGGCAUGCGUGUGCAGUAUGAGGGACUCUGUCAAGCUGUGAACGAGCCCAUGACACGGCUCAUGGUGGACGAAAUUGAAGAGGACGGUUCCGACUGGGACAAUUCCAUUGGUUCAUCGGAACAGAUGGACAGUCUGGCCGAUCUGAGUAUGCAAGCCACUUGUGAUGUCAAUGACCGGGAUCUACCGUGA
Molecule: messenger RNA, 7617 nt
Organism: Pseudomassariella vexata
Lineage: Eukaryota; Fungi; Ascomycota; Sordariomycetes; Amphisphaeriales; Pseudomassariaceae
Exons: 7
Coding region: 1-7617 (2538 amino acids)
Biological process (GO): protein deubiquitination
Cellular component (GO): nucleus; cytosol
Molecular function (GO): cysteine-type deubiquitinase activity; cysteine-type endopeptidase activity
Source: RefSeq, a predicted model, not a curated record